This is a messenger RNA of Anthonomus grandis grandis, 2290 nucleotides long. RefSeq lists its product as uncharacterized. NCBI's taxonomy places the organism in Eukaryota, Metazoa, Arthropoda, Insecta, Coleoptera, Curculionidae. Gene Ontology annotation, cellular component: dystrophin-associated glycoprotein complex; sarcolemma. The transcript is spliced from 6 exons. The coding region runs from base 299 to 1204 and encodes 301 amino acids. The record is from RefSeq and is a predicted model, not a curated record.
UAUCCCAUGCAGACUAUAACUUAAAGUGAAAUUACUAGUGCUAAAAAUGUGAAAUGUGGCUUGGGUCAGGUAAAUAAUAAUAGUCUCACACCUAAUUGAUUUUUAAUUGCGUUUUUUUCAAAUCACACAGUUUACAGGCUUCGUGAUCCAUAACAAAACGGAUUCCCAGUUUCGUAGAAAAAUGGAAGAUCGUGACGAGCAGUUAGUCAUUUGUGGUUAAUGACUUUCUUUUGUUUGGCGGCGUACAGAGUGUGCUUAAGAACUACCUGAUAUAAAUGGUUGAUACAACUGUUUUAAGAUGUCACUUUCUGCCAAAGAAGAGCUUUUAGAUAGACCUCACAGUUACCCACCUCUAAUACAAGCAAAUGGGAAGUACCACACGAAUGGAAACAAUAACGGAUCAACUCAAAAUAAGUUAAACGAACGGUCUUUAAGUCCAAGUCAGGCAUUAUGCUUGACGACAACGGUACCGCAAAAUUUUGCCUCAAGAUCAUUAGGGGACAAGCAUGCUCCUACUAGAAACAGCUUGAGGCACAGUAGGAUGAUUGUUAUGUAUAGAAAUGGAAAAAUUCCAAAAAAGUACCUGCCCUUUGUGAUAAAACACUACAGACUAGUCAAAUCGAUGAAGGUUCUAACGAUAAUUAUAGGAAUCCUUAUGUCCCUCGUAUCAGUGUGCAUGGUGCUGUGGAGCCCCACAUUAGACAAGCUCUAUUUACCUUAUUGGAGUGCGGCCCCCGUUUUCUGCAGUGGCGUCGUAGGUUGCUUCUUCUUGGGAUUCUGCCCCAGGCCUUAUCCAGGACGAAGCCUAGGGUGCCACUAUCAUUUUACCAAAGUUAUAAGCCUUCUAACCACAUCAAUAUCCUGUAUGGCCUGCAUAGUUGUACUAGGCAUCUCCAUAGUUCAUCUGGCUUACUUGCACACCGCCACCUGUACACCGAACGACAAACUAAACCAAACUUGUCUGUGUGUAAUGCCUAAUUCAACGCAUAUCUUUAAUGACAAUUAUCUGUACGCAGAACUCACGUGUGAGGAGGUCGAUUGUUUCCUGCGAGGAGUCCUCGCGACCUCUUGCGUUUUAAACGUGUUAGCAUUUGUUUUAGAGGUUAUGUAUUUGUGCGCGCAGUGGCGCAGCAGGACUAAGUUUGUUUAUGCGAAGGUUCCUAUUAGGGAGGAUAGUGUAAGAAGAAGUGCAGAUGAAAGGUGACAGAAAAGAUAAAUUAUAUGUUUGUUUGAUGUUCAUAUAUGAUACCAAAAAUCGAUAAUAAGGAUAUUAAUGUAACGGGAAAACUUGGUUUCAGUAUUUUUGUAAAGUUAUUCUAUACCAGGUUUUGUAUACACUUUAGAAAUAUCAGUUGCAAGUCAAAUUCUUUCUUUCUAUUAAAAUUCUUCUCUAUUCACUAUCCUACAAUACAUUACUGAUUAUUAUAUUAAAUACAGACUAGUUAAGUGCCUUCUCUAAAGGCAUACUUAGAGUAGUCAUGGAAAUCCGAUAAGGUUACUUAAUAAUAGAAAAAAAAUUAAUCACACAUUGUCGUCUAUCUUAAUGAGCAUGAAAUUCUUCACGAUUUAAAUCAACAUCCAUUUUAACUCGGUAUAUGUUGGACACCAAGUGAAAUUAACUAUAAAGAAAAUAUACUGAUUCAGUCCUACAAGGGAACUUUCAGCGUUUUUCGAAAAGCUGAUUAAGAUUAAAAAAACUAUCUCUUAAAAUAUUUUUAAUUGUACGGUGUUGCUAGUUUUAUAUAAAUCCGACAACGUCUUUGUUAUUUUAAAUAUAGAGUGUUCUAAAAAGCUCUUAACAGUUUAGAACUUCGCUAUUUCUGAAGAUAAAAAAAAAUUGAGCUCAAUUUUUUACUCACUAUUUCCUACUAGUUCUACCUAAUUUCCUUCCGAGAAACCACCCAAAACUUUUUUAAUUUAAAUAUCCUAUCUCCGAUUCUUAAUACUCUAGAAAAAUUAGGUGUCUCUUUUAUAGUAUCAACACACAUUGAGCAUUUUGGGACACCUUGUAUAGUGACGUAAUUCUCGUUACUAAUAUAAAAUGCCACAAUCAGAUACCUGGUAUGGUAGAUCCCAAAGAAUGAAAUAUUUAAACCAAAUAAUCCCUAUUACAUCCAUAUGCUUAUAAAAAAAAUUAAAAAGGAACAAUAAAAAACCAGGUCAGUAUUACAAAUUUUACUUUAAAAAAUGUAUAUCUUUUAUAUAUUAUCUCAUAAGUUUCCUGUAUAAACUGUGUAUAUUUUUAUGUAUGUUAUAGUUACAAUAAUAAAGUUUUGUCUUGCAUAUAAAU